AUGGAUCUUAGCAAGCACUCUUCUAAGGGAAAGAAGGAAAAGAAAACCUUCUUCAAGACCAGCUUGGCCAAGAACGCGGCUGCGUCGUCCCGCGACCCCUCGGACAAUGGUGGAUACGCGUCUAGCCUUGCUGAUGAGGCUCCUCUUCUGGGUGGUUCCCCCGCGGUGUCUGACAGCGGGGACCCUAUCCCCGAGCCCGAGCCUACCCCCGAGCCCGAGGAAGAGCUUGUCUGGAGACUGGUAAGCUUCCGAUACCGGAUUGACAAGGACAUUCAUGUGGGACGUAUGAUACGAAGGCUUCGGGAGAAACAGGACCGUCUUGAGGAGAAGUUCGAUGAGGCCCAUGCCAAGCUUUAG
This is a messenger RNA of Penicillium chermesinum, 357 nucleotides long. RefSeq lists its product as uncharacterized. The coding region runs from base 1 to 357 and encodes 118 amino acids. The transcript has a single exon. The record is from RefSeq and is a predicted model, not a curated record. NCBI's taxonomy places the organism in Eukaryota, Fungi, Ascomycota, Eurotiomycetes, Eurotiales, Aspergillaceae.